CCGUGUGAUGGACCCGAAUUCACCGAAUCCGAUUAGACGGGAGAGCUGUCAGCCGUCGUCGUGAGCAGGGGCGACAGGGCUGCUUUGCCCUCGCUCGGUGGUGCACCGUGCUAGUGAGGAGCGCUUGCUUCGAGCGCCCUAACUUUUUGCCCUUAAUCGUCACAGCAUCACAGCUCUCGACGCUGCUCUGCUCUGUUCAGCUGCUGUCACGCACUACCUCCUUCCAAUCAACAUCUCUCCUUCAACACGGUCUCGAGGUGAGCCCACGAACUCGCCCCUCAUCGGUCGCGAUCCGCUCUUCUUCGAUAACACGGUCUGAUUACCGAGUGUUCUGCCUGCGUUCCCCAGCUUUCGUCGAGCUCGAAAGUGCCCCCUCAAAAAACAUGGGUCCUCGGCAGUGUCGAGUUUGCAACGAAGCGCAGUCGAAGUACAAGUGCCCUUCUUGUCUCGUCCCUUAUUGUUCGUUGGCCUGUUUCAAGAGACAUAAAGAAGCUCCUUGUGCCAAGCCAGUGUCUCCUGACCAUAGUGAAGCUGCAAGUCAGGAGUUGCCUGUGGACAGACCUUUUAACAUUGAUGGCCCACGUGACGUAGUGCAGCAGGGGCAACUAGAAUUAUUAGCUUCUUCUUCUGAAAUUCGCGAUGCGCUCAUGGAUGAAAGCCUUCAGAAACUGAUUUGCAAAAUCGAUGGUUCAGCAGAUCCAGACAGCGAUCUUGAAAAGGCAAUGGAAGUGGAGACAUUCCGCCUAUUCACCGACAAGAUCUUGUCUGCAAUCGGUCCGUAAUCACAGAGCUGGAUGAGUAAAACCUGCGGCUUGAUGUAAAAAAUUUCAUGUUCCCACCUUCAUAUGGUCGAAAGGAAUCGCUGCUGCUUCGCCUUAUGAAUGGAAGUGUCUCGGUGGUAUAUGGAGCUUGCCCGGGUAAAUGAGGAGGCACUAUGAGCCAUCAGUUACAGUAUACCGACAUCUUAUUCGCCUUCAAGGGGAAUCUGUCUUCGUGUGAUCUUACCAGUUGUGACAAACUUAUAAAAUCUUCGAUUAUGCUGAUUAGGUAGCUAAAUUGACAUCUUUGCUUGCCUGAUUGACCUCUUGAGCGAAAAGCUUUCUCAUGUCCAAGGCUAUCCGUGAAAUCCAUACAAUGGAUGAAUUGUCUGAUCCUUUUGACCGAUGCUAUUUCUUUUACUUCCUGCA
Molecule: messenger RNA, 1187 nt
Organism: Syzygium oleosum
Lineage: Eukaryota; Viridiplantae; Streptophyta; Magnoliopsida; Myrtales; Myrtaceae
Exons: 7
Coding region: 384-782 (132 amino acids)
Biological process (GO): snoRNA localization; box C/D snoRNP assembly; maturation of LSU-rRNA from tricistronic rRNA transcript (SSU-rRNA, 5.8S rRNA, LSU-rRNA)
Cellular component (GO): pre-snoRNP complex; nucleus
Source: RefSeq, a predicted model, not a curated record